Acanthamoeba castellanii str. Neff is the source of this 1623-nucleotide messenger RNA. Its product is annotated as histidine ammonialyase, putative. Bases 1 to 1623 code for a protein of 540 amino acids. Gene Ontology annotation, molecular function: histidine ammonia-lyase activity. The transcript is spliced from 8 exons. Gene Ontology annotation, cellular component: cytoplasm. Gene Ontology annotation, biological process: L-histidine catabolic process. The record is from RefSeq and is a predicted model, not a curated record. Lineage: Eukaryota; Discosea; Longamoebia; Acanthamoebidae.
AUGGAGGCGGUUGCGCAGAAGACGAGGAUGGUGUUGCUGGAUGGCAAUUCGCUGACGAUUGACGAUUUCAUGGCGCUGCGCACGGGGGACGUGGUGCUGGGCCUCACCGAUGACGCCUGGCGCCGAGUCGAAGAGGGGAGGAAGGUUGUCGAUGACCUGCUCGACCGCAAGCAGGUGGCCUACGGCAUCAACACGGGCUUUGGCAACUUCGCCAACGUGCUCAUCCCGCCUGAGAAGCUGCGCGAGCUGCAGGAGAAUCUCAUCCGCUCGCAUUCAUCGGGCACCGGAUCGCCGUUGACCGUGGAGCAGACGAGGGGCCUGCUUACCCUGCGCAUCAACGUGCUGGCCAAGGGCUACUCCGGCAUCUCACGCGCCUCACUCGAGCAAUUGAUCGCCGCAUUCAACAAAUCGUGCCUCUCGAAGGUGCCACAGAAGGGCACCGUGGGCGCCUCCGGCGAUCUUGCACCGCUGUCGCAUCUCGCCCUCGGCCUUAUGGGCGAAGGCGAGAUGUGGGACGUGCAGGAGCAGAAGUGGGCGCCCGCCGCCGAGGUGUUGGCCAAGAACGGGCUCCGGCCGCUCACUCUGCAGGCCAAGGAAGGCCUGGCCCUCAUCAACGGAACUCAGCUCAUCACCAGCCUCUGUGCCGAGGCGCUGUCGAGGUCCAUAAACAUUUCGCUGUGCGCUGAUGGCAUUGCCGCGAUGACGCUCGAGGCCCUCCGAGGAACCCCGGCGGCCUUCCGCGAGGAGAUUCAUGCGGCGCGUCCUCACAAGGGCCAGAUUCGUGCUGCGCGCAACAUGCGAUCUGUGCUCCUUCUGCCCUCCACCAUCCAAGACUCGCACAAGAACUGCGGACAAGUGCAGGAUAGCUAUUCUCUGCGCUGCAUCCCUCAGGUCCACGGCGUGGUGUACGACACCAUCCGCUUUGUCAAAGGCAUUUUGGACACCGAGAUGAACAGUGCCACCGAUAACCCCUAUGGUGUUGGCCGACAAGUAACACCGAUGAUGGCUAACCCCGCCGUUCUCUUUCGCGUGAAGGCCAAGGUGGUGUCCGGUGGCAACUUCCACGGCGAAUACCCCGCCAAGGCGGCCGACUACUUGGCUAUUGCCGUUCACGAGCUAGCGUCCAUCAGCGAGCGCAGGAUUGAACGUUUGGUCAACCCUGCGCUCUCUAACCAGCUCCCCGCAUUUUUGGUGCAAGAGGGUGGUCUCAACUCGGGCUUCAUGAUUGCGCAUUGUACGGCGGCUGCGCUGGUGUCCGAGAACAAGUCGCUCUGUCACCCGGCCUCGGUUGAUUCGGUGCCGACGUCGGCCGGUAAGGAGGAUCACGUUUCCAUGGGCGGAUGGGCUGCCCGCAAGGUCCUCCGAGUGGUCGAGCACGUCGAGACCGUACUCGCUAUCGAGCUUCUCGCAACGUGCCAGGCCAUGGAGUUCCUCCGGCCCUUGAAGACCACCGAGCCUCUGGAGCAGAUCUACUCGCUUGUCAGAUCGGUGGUGCCGCCCUACGACAGGGACAGGUUCAUGAAGCCGGACAUCGACGCCGUGCUCCACCUUAUUCAGUCCGGCCAGGUCGCCAACAUCUUGCGCCCCUAUUUUGACGCGACCAAGGAGGCCUCUUCGUCUUAG